UCACUGCAAUGUGGUUUUCCUCUCAGGGAAGCACUCGAGCUCUGAAUUUUCAGUCUGGCUUGCAUAUGCUGUCAGAAGCUAGUGGGAGACAGUUUUCUUUUUAAUGCAGAAAAGAGGACAAGCUUUUACUGGUCUGUAGACUGAGUUAUUUGGGAAGAAAAUGAAGAGCAGUGCCAGGCCUUGGAGUGCAAUGGCAAGGCAAGGGAGCCAUGGGAUUGACAGGGGAAAAUCUCUUUCCACCACCUCAACAGGAAUGAAGACGUCCAAGUCCUCCACUUCCCUUGCCUUUGAAUCUCGGCUCAGCAAGCUGAAGCGGGCGAGCAGCGAGGACACGCUCACAAAGCCCGGGGCAGCGGCAGCUCCUGGAGUCUCGAGGCUGAAGAAGACCAUCACAACAGGAGCCAUUUCCGAGCUUGCUGAGAGUCGACUGAAGCCCUGCACAGGUGCAGUUUCGGCUGCGAAGCGCACAGGGAUCCCAGCACCCCGGGAAAUCUCCUCCUCUGUGUCCAGGGAGAGGGCUGUGCUGCGUGGUCAAACCAAUGCCAGGAAAACACAACCCAGCCCCACCUCUUCUGGUGCACCAACUCCUACCAAACACGUGCGCCCCACCAGCAAGUCCAAGCAAGAGAAUGAAACCGGUGACAAGGCUGUUCUGGAAUCUCAGGUUAAAGAGCUCCUGGCAGAGGCGAAGACAAAAGAUUCUGAAAUUACCAAACUUCGCUGUGAGUUGAAGAAAUGCAAAGAGAAAGGGUCCCUUAAUGCUGAAAGAAUGGGUGCUUGCAGCCAAAAUUUAGAAACGGUAUCACCUGUUGACAUAGAUCCGUUGAUACGGUCCCUGCAGGAGAAAAACAGGACUUUCCAAAAAGAGCUUGCCAGCCUGGGAGAAGAAAACCGUGUCUUGAAAGAGAAACUGCUUUAUCUGGAGAACUCCCCUCUGUCAGACACAACCACGAGCAGUGGAGGUGACAGCAGCCUCCCAACCCCGACUACCCAGGAGUCCAGUUUUGGAAGCCCAUCCAAAAACGCCUCGAGAGGCGAAGUGGAGGAGCACAGGCCGCACGUGAACGGGGGUGCCCUGCGCAAUUCCGGUUCCUCCAGCAGCGAUGUCACUAAAGCUUCCCUGUCCCCUGAUGCGUCUGAUUUUGAGCACAUAGCAGAUGUGCCUUCCAGACCAACGUCUGCCAACAGCAACCACUUCAAAGGUUCCAAAUGCUCCACUGCAGGAAGUUCUCCGAACAACAUUAGCGACCUCUCUGUUGCCUCUCUCACAGAGAGAAUACAAAAAAUGGAGGAGAAUCACCACAGCACAGCAGAGGAAUUACAAGCCACUUUGCAGGAGCUGUCAGAUCAACAGCAAAUGGUGCAGGAGCUGACAACAGAAAACGAGAAGUUGGUGGAAGAGAAAGCUCUCCUGGAGACCUCCUUCCGUCAGCACAGAGAUAGAGCAGAACAGCUGAGCCAGGAGAACGAGAAGCUGAUGACUCUCCUCCAAGAGCGAUCCAAGAGUGAAGAAAGCAGAGCUCAGGAGGGGAAGGUGCUCGAACUGGAACAGAAAUGUGCAGAAGUUCUUGAAAAAGCACAGUUUGAAAGAGAGAAAUUGCUCAACAUUCAGCAGCAGUUAACCAGCAGCCUGCGAAGCCUGGAGAGGGAACAUCAGGAUGCCCAGCAGGUGAUUAAAAGCCUGAGAGAAGAAAACGAGAAGCUGCUUAAACUUCUAGAGGUGGAACAGCAGAGCAACAGCACAGUGACAAAAAGCCUGGAGGACUGUAAAAUUGCCUUGGAAGGUCUGAAAAUCGAGAAUGGCUCUCUCAAAACCCAGCUGGAGAAUGAGAAACAAAAGGCUGCAGAAAUCAACGUGAUGGGCCGUGCCCCUGACAACUCAGAGGUGCAGGAGAUGCUCAAAGUAGCCCACGCAGAAAAGGCUCAGCUAGAAACCUCUUGCACUGAGCUGAAACAAGAGCUGCUGAAGGCAAACAGUGAACUAAAGCACAUUCAGGGGCUGCUGUCUAAGGCUGAGAGUGAGUGUGGUCAGCUGAAGGAGGUGUGUGACCAGCAGGCUGAGCAACUGAGCAGAACCAGCCAGAAGCUGCAGGAGAAAACAUCAGAGAAUGAAGCAGAUAUAAAAAACCUGAAGGAGACCAUCUUCGAGUUGGAAGACCAGGUGGAACAACACCGUGCUAUAAAACUUCACAAUAACCAGCUCAUCAGUGACUUAGAAAGUAAAGCAAUGAAGCUGGAAGAGCAAAAACAAGAUACAGAGAGGCAGCUGAAGGCUCUGAGUAAGCAAAUGAAGGAAGAUGCAGAGGAGUGGAGGCGUUUCCAGGCUGACCUGCAGACUGCAGUGGUUGUGGCCAACGACAUUAAGUGUGAAGCUCAGCAGGAGCUCCGUGUGGUAAAGAGGAAGCUGCAGGAGGAAGAGGAGAAGAGUGCCAGGCUGCAGAAGGAGCUGGAUGAAGUGAAGGGCAGCAACAGGUGCCUGAUCUCCACCAGCUAACACAGCCCUGAAGGGAUGCACAGCCAGGCCUGGGAGACACUGCAGGACUUGCCUUCAACUCGCAGCUGAAAAAGGGAAGUUUCAAUUCGAGAAAGCACCUCCGGGUUUUUUUUAUUAUCCUGCAAAAGUCAAGUGUAUUGCAAAGUGUGAAUGCUCAGGUCCACCUCUUCCCCAUGGGCAAGAGCCUCUCUCUUUGUUUCAGAAGGCUUCUCUCUCUCCAGAAGACUCCAUGAGGCAGAAGAAGUUCUGAAUGAGUCUAAAGCCAACUAAGCCAUAAGAAGUAAUCACAGAGAUUUGGGGAUCUGAAAUAACUGAGAGCUUUUUUUUUUUUUUUUUUUUGGAGCUGUUUUCCUUGAAACAGACAUUUGAACAUGCCAUUUUAAGCUUAAGCAAGAAUAAAACUGAGUGCGUAUGUCUAAUUAGUAAAAUUCAGUGGGCAUACACACGAGUUCUCCAGAUAGUAUUAUAUUCUGUGAUCUGUCUCUGUGUGCCUAAAUGCACGUAUGAGUACAGAUCGUGUGUACGCACACACAAAUUCGGUGAUGGGUCGCUGAAAUCCAGCAGGAAAACUGAAUAGAAACGUGAAGUUACUCACUCGGUAUCAGCUGCUUUGAUGGUCUCAGAUUUUUACUCUUGUGUUGACAAGGCACUGGCCACUGGGUGGCACAUCUGGCCCGGUGCUGUGUGAGGGAGGGAUGGUGCUCGAGGAGCGUGUCCUGCUCUAACCUUGGCAGAGAACGUUCCAUGGGAGGUUUGUCCCGGCCGUAAGAGCUGCACAUGGAGAGAUCAGAAGGAAGAGAACGGAACAUAUCAAGCCCCUAGUGAAUACCCUCUCAGAAGGGAGUUGUUCUCAUGCCUUUAACUCAGGUGAAGUAUGUGGUGAUCAAGGAGAACUUGAAGUUCAGCUUUGCAACCGGAGACACCAGGGGAGAGCUUUCGUUGGACGCGGAGGAAAAGCUCAGAAGUCGCCAUCUCUAGCUGGAGACUAUCAGGAUUCAUUCCAGGACUGGAAUUUCACGUUUUGGCUGUGGGAUUUCUGUCCUUUUCCUUCUGGAUGUGAAGACCUAGCAAGAGCCUGGUCUUGGAGCAGGCUGAGCUAGCAGAGCAUCCUGCGGGAUGUGCUGGCUUUGGCAUGGCCUGCACCUUUGUGCCGUGCUGUUGGAGUGAAUGCCUACGUGCACACUUGUGUUGCCUUUCUUUUCUGUGCUGGCAGCUGUUGAAUGUUGGGGUUUAUGUUUAAGAAAUAUAUAUCGAAGUGCCAAAUAAAUGUUUCAGUGUCUGGAAUUGUCUACUGCCUGCCCUCGGCCUCUCUUCUAUUCUGUGCAUCA
Messenger RNA from Empidonax traillii (willow flycatcher), 3822 nucleotides. It is a transcript of the gene SPECC1, whose product is annotated as sperm antigen with calponin homology and coiled-coil domains 1. Gene Ontology annotation, cellular component: microtubule organizing center; filamentous actin. The transcript is spliced from 8 exons. Gene Ontology annotation, molecular function: protein binding. Lineage: Eukaryota; Metazoa; Chordata; Aves; Passeriformes; Tyrannidae. Gene Ontology annotation, biological process: actin cytoskeleton organization. Bases 161 to 2494 code for a protein of 777 amino acids. The record is from RefSeq and is a predicted model, not a curated record.